Acanthochromis polyacanthus (spiny chromis) is the source of this 1786-nucleotide messenger RNA. RefSeq names its product glycolipid transfer protein domain containing 2a (gene gltpd2a). Gene Ontology annotation, biological process: ceramide transport; intermembrane lipid transfer. Lineage: Eukaryota; Metazoa; Chordata; Actinopteri; Pomacentridae. Gene Ontology annotation, cellular component: cytosol; membrane; cytoplasm. The record is from RefSeq and is a predicted model, not a curated record. Gene Ontology annotation, molecular function: ceramide 1-phosphate binding; ceramide 1-phosphate transfer activity. The transcript is spliced from 6 exons. The coding region runs from base 421 to 1344 and encodes 307 amino acids.
AGUUCAUUAUUUUAGAGAUAUCUGGAGAUAAUCUACAUGUGUGUCUCUGUGUAUCUAUGUGUGUGUUAGUGUGUAACUGUGUGUGUGUGUCUAUAUGUGUGUGUGUUAGUGUGUAUCUAUGUGUGUGUUAGUGUGUAUCUAUGUGUGUGUUAGUGUGUAACUGUGUGUGUGUGUGUGUGUGUGUGUAUAUCUAUGUGUGUGUGUGUUAGUGUGUAUCUCUGUGUGUGUGUUAGUGUGUAUCUAUGUGUGUGUGUCUGUGCGUGAUAAGCCGUUGCAGGACGAAGGUCUGGUUCAAAGGUCUAUCUUCAGGUGUGUGUCAGUGAUCAUGUGACGCUGACGGACUGUAAACAACCAGUGUGUCGCAGUGACAGUGUGUGUUUCUGUGUGUUUCUGUGUAUUUUUGAGUGUUUUUGUGUCGCCAUGGUUUUCUUCAGACGGACGCUGCUGCUUCGCUACCUGCUGCUGGCGGCCAUGUUGGCUCUGCUGCUCCUCGUCAGCUCCUUUUGGCUGCCUCAGGGCGGAGGCCGAGACUGUGGCACCACCUGGCAACCAUGUUUGAGUUUUUACAGCCAAAAGCCUGAGCCUCCAUUGGUUCCUCAGCAGUGGGAGGAGCCAGAGGAAGCCCCACCCCUCAUAAAGGAGUGUCCCGGACAGUCGUUUCAGGCCUGGCGUCUGCUGCUGUACCUGAAGUCCUGCAUGUCUGACGAUGACGACAUCCUGUUGGAGUCCUACCUGCAGAGCUGGGAUCAGCUGAUCAACUUCAUGGAGUCUCUCGGGUCAAUGGUGAGUUUCUUCUCUCAGAAAGUGAAAGAAAAGGUCGUGCUGAUUCGAGAGUUGUCGCUCAGACACAAAGCAGAGGCUCAUGGGAAACUGGACUCUGGAGUACAAACCCCAGCAGCGUUUGGACUGAAAGACGGGGCGUACCGUUCGCUCCGGUCCAUGGUGGAGGCGGAGCUAAAAUCGGGCGUGGUCAACUUCAGGUACCGCACCGAUUCGGGCUGCCGGACGCUGCUGCGGCUGCAUCGCUCGCUGCUCUGGCUAAAGCUGAUGCUGGAGGGUUUGGCUGACGGACCGGACGCCGAUGGACGAUACAAAACGCCUGGAGAGCUGAGCAGGGACGCCUACCAGGUGGCCUUGGCCCCCCACCACCCUUGGGUGCUCCGCCAGGCCGCCGAGUUGGUCUUCCUCGCCCUCCCUGACAGGAAAUACUUCCUGCAGCUCGUGUGCGUGCAGGAGCAGCGGGAGGCGACGCCCGUCCUGCGGGUCAUCAUCCACGCCCUCACGCUGGUCCACACCAGAACUCAGCGGAUCCUCCAAGAACAGGGCAUGCUGGAGCUGCCCUGACCCAGAACCACGCCACACAACCGGAGGCAGUCCAACUGGACGCUCUAACUGAUCUCCUACGCUGCCUUCAGAAAGGAAAUGACAAUUUUACAUUUUUCACAAAGUGUCGUUUAUUUCAGUCAUGUCAGAACAAAACUCACCAACAUCUUUGUCGAGGGGUGGGUGUUUUAUAUCUUGAUCUUCAGACUGGGAUCAGGACUGAUGAAGGCACUUUUUAACUUAUUAAACUACAGCUCAGUCCUUUGUUUACGUCCACUGUCACAAAUGUCAUGAAUCUGAAUGACGUUUUUAAUACAUGCAGCAUUUUCUUCAUUAACCGACAAACUUCUAACAUAAAUGGAGCCCUGUGGUCAUUUGAUAUGACUACAGGGUGGUCACUGUUACUCGUUUUUCAACAUGAGCUACAGAUGGAGGUCAUUAAACAUCACAGAGGUCUUUGUCA